AUGGAGUCAUUUAUCAAAGUCAUUCUCGAUGAUAUCCCAACCAAACAACGAACGCGUGUGAAGCAGGUUCUACAAGGCAAUGAAAAGAAGACCUGGCGGUGGCUGCGGGCGGCGAUAAGCCUGAUUAUGAAUACGUUCAAAGAAGAGAGAGGUGACUCUCUACCAUAUUCAGAUAUUGAUGUCUUGCUGAAUGACUUCCCUAUGGAUGUGCAAGGUGUUUAUGAAAAAGCAUUGGAUAUGACGAGCGCUAGAUGGGGCACACCGCUAGUCAAAAAGAUGCUACACAUUCUCCUAGCUACACAGCGACCUCUAUCAUACAGUGAGCUAUUGUUGGUCAUCGAGCUUGCCGACUCUGAUCUAACUGCAGCUAUAUCCACACCACAUCGCCUAUCUUACGGGCAAAUGGCUAAACGGCACCCUGAACAAAAGGUCUUGGUUACGGGACUUCUGGAUGGAGUCCUGCUAAGAACCAGGUCAACCGGGAAUCUGAUACACAAAUCAGCCGGCGAAUUUCUUCUCCAGAAAGCCGAUACUCAAACCCCACUACUGUCAAGACCAUCAACCGCUUGGCAAGGCAGUAUCAACAUGACCACCGGACAUGAACUCCUCACUCGAGCAAGUCUCUCAUUCCUCCUAACCCUCAAAAUGAAAUCAUACGUGCACUACAACGAACACAAAUACAAAAAGCCAAAAAUACAAAGAAACAUGCGACGCGAGCAACGCAAGUCUCCAUUCCUGCGAUACGCGGCGCAAUACUGGCCAACUCAUUAUAGCCGCCAAUCCCAAUCUGCCGCAGCGAAAAGCCUUGAUGCUGUCAGGGUACUUUGUAUUGCGGAUGGCCCGGAGAGAAAUAAUUGGAUCUAUCUGUACAGCGGAAUCGGAGGGUGGGCGUGGAGUGAUAUCGAUGUCGUUGCGCACCUCGGUAUCAUCGCUUUGGUUGGAGAGGUACUCGACAAGGUGGGAGAUACUGAUCAGGAGACAUUCUCUCGUGGAAAUCCUGAUAGCUGGCAUGGUUGGCAGUGGAGAAGGAUAUGUCCGGUAUACAAAGCCGUUCAACGGGGAGACAUCGGAGCUACGCGAAUACUAUUCGACCAUGGCUUCAUUCUGCGAAGGGGGUGUGAAUGUGAUCGAUCACUGACAACUGCCGCUCGAAACGGACACGCAGAGCUAGUUCAACUACUCCUGGACGAGGGAGCAGAUAUCAAUGGAGAGAGCGAAUUCCAUGGUACUGCUUUGGCAGAUGCAUGUUAUAAUGGCCACGAAGAAGUGGUAAAAAUCCUCUUGGAUCUUGGCGUGAAUGUCAACACUGGAUUAAGCAAUAUUGGUCUUGCAUCGCGGAAUUCACUCGAGGCGGCGGCUUAUGGAGGUCAUUUAGGGAUUGUGCAGAUUCUUUUGGAGCAUGGUAUUCACGUCCAUUCUUAUGGAACCAGGGCACUCUGGGAAGCAGCUGGUGGAGGGCAUGAGGAGAUUGUAUGUCUUUUGUUAGCGGCCGGCGUCACACCUGACGUCUAUUACAAUAGUCGAUCUGGUAGUGCACUUUGCAGGGCUAUUCGCUAUGGGCAUAGGCGAGUUGUGCAGUUGCUUCUUGAUCAUGGAGCGAGGGUUUUUGAAGGGGGGAUGAGGGAAGCGCUGUCGAAGGGGAACGGGGAGAUUGCUGGGAUGCUGCUUGAAUCGUAUAUUUCUUCGCUUUUUAUUGAAAACCCAUCAGAGCAAGUCCGCUCUACGGAGGAAGGACUUGGAAUAUAA
Molecule: messenger RNA, 1746 nt
Organism: Penicillium subrubescens
Lineage: Eukaryota; Fungi; Ascomycota; Eurotiomycetes; Eurotiales; Aspergillaceae
Product: ankyrin repeat domain-containing protein
Exons: 1
Coding region: 1-1746 (581 amino acids)
Molecular function (GO): protein binding
Source: RefSeq, a predicted model, not a curated record